AGCGCUAGGAGCUCGCAGGCCCCGGAGCAGAGGGGUCUGCCCACCCAGACUGCCAGGACCCCAUUUCCAGGAGAAUGGCCCAGAUGUCUCAAGUGCAGGAGCUCUUCCAUGAGGCAGCCCAGCAGGGGGAGCUGGCCCAGCGCCAGCCCUGGUGGAAGAGCCAGCUGUUCGUGUGGGAGCCAGUGCUGUUCGGGACCUGGGAUGGUGUGUUCACGUCCUGCAUGAUCAACAUUUUUGGGGUCGUCCUCUUCCUGAGGACUGGCUGGCUGGUGGGAAACACGGGAGUACUCAUGGGCAUGUUCCUGGUGUCCUUUGUCAUCCUGGUGGCCCUUGUCACUGUGCUGUCCGGCAUCGGAGUCGGGGAGCAUUGUGGUGUCGGCAGUGGGGGUGUCUACUCGAUGAUCUCCUCGGUCCUCGGCGGGCAGACCGGAGGCACUAUCGGGCUGCUCUAUGUGUUCGGACAGUGUGUCGCAGGUGCCAUGUACAUCACCGGCUUUGCUGAGUCCAUCUCCGAUUUGCUGAGCAUCAGGAGGAUCUGGGCGGUGCGAGGAAUUUCCGUCGCGGUGCUUCUGGCCUUGCUGGGCAUUAACCUAGCGGGCGUCAAGUGGAUAAUCCGGCUACAGCUGCUGCUGCUGCUCCUGCUGGCCGUGUCCACGCUGGACUUCGUGGUGGGCUCCUUCACGCAUCUGGACCCAGGUGAGCCUUCUGGAGUCUGUCAGACGGCCUUCUCGGGCUCUGCAGGGCUUUCCGGAGGUUAA
Neogale vison (American mink) is the source of this 758-nucleotide messenger RNA. RefSeq names its product solute carrier family 12 member 8-like. Bases 75 to 758 code for a protein of 227 amino acids. The transcript has 5 exons. The record is from RefSeq and is a predicted model, not a curated record. Gene Ontology annotation, cellular component: membrane. Lineage: Eukaryota; Metazoa; Chordata; Mammalia; Carnivora; Mustelidae. Gene Ontology annotation, biological process: potassium ion import across plasma membrane; potassium ion homeostasis; chloride transmembrane transport. Gene Ontology annotation, molecular function: potassium:chloride symporter activity.